GGCCAGUUCCCUCUUCAUUUGGCUGCCAGAGGGGGGUUUAUGGGAAUAAUUGGCCUCCUCAUCAGCAGAGGGGCUAGACUAGAUGCCAAAGACACUUGCGGCCGGACUGCUCUGCACCAUGCGGCCGAGGCUGGGCAUCUUGAGGCUGUCGGCAUGCUGCUUUCUGUCGGAGCAAACCCGUUUCUGGUAGACAGCGAAGGGUGCAACAGCUUGCAUAUCGCUGCUCGUAAGGGACGAGAGGAUAUAGUGCGUGUGUUGAUGGAGCGGGGGAUGGAUCCGAAU
Messenger RNA from Trichoderma virens Gv29-8, 282 nucleotides. RefSeq names its product ankyrin repeat protein. Lineage: Eukaryota; Fungi; Ascomycota; Sordariomycetes; Hypocreales; Hypocreaceae. The transcript has a single exon. The record is from RefSeq and is a predicted model, not a curated record. The annotation marks the transcript as partial. Gene Ontology annotation, molecular function: protein binding.